CUUACAUAACGACAUUUGUUUUUGCCUCUGUCUCUGUCAAAUUAACAAAAACAAUUUUGCAAAUUUGCAUUAUUAAUCAAAACACUUUCUUCACCUAACUUUUGCCACUUGGUGCUCAUAACAUGACCUCCCUUCAUUCCUCCUCCUCUUCCGCCGCGGAAUCCACCGUGGAAGAAGACCGCUGUCACCACCGCCAAAAACCACCCAAGAAGCCUCGCCGCUCCACCACCGACGAGUCCCAAGGCGAGGUGGUGGACGGCGAGCCCGAGGUGUGGGCAUCGUUCAACGAGAGCUUCCGCGAGGUGCAAUCGGUGUUGGACCGUAACCGCCUCCUGAUUCAGCAGGUCAACGAGAACCAACGGUCAAGGCUAUCCAACAACAUGGUCAAGAACGUUUCUUUGAUUCAGGAACUCAACGGCAACAUGUCUAAGGUUGUCUCUCUCUACUCUGACCUCAAUUCCAAUUUCUCCACUGCCUGCCAACAACACUCCAAGAACACUACAACACGUGACCAGUCAUGACCCAUCACGUGCCUUGUCUCUCUGAUUUCAAACUCAACCUCACUUUCAGUGGGUUCUGUGUCCCUUCUUGGUAAUUUAUUAUAGCAGUGUCUUGAAUCACUGCCCAAGUAGCUUAUGUUAUCUCUAGGUUGGAUUUUGGAUUUCUAGUUAAUGGGAAGAUCAAUAAACUAGUUAUUGCAAAUGAAUAAAAUUCCCACCCUGUUGAACACUAAGAAAAUUAAGCUGUUUGAAUUGGGCUAUAUUUCAAUUUUGAUUGAACCGGGUAAUAAGUUUUGUGCUUUGAUGCGCCACAACUUUCAUACCUUAGAAUUUAAUUUUGAAUUUGUCAUAUCAGUAACCUCGAUAUUUAUUGAAAAAUAAAAAGAAGAAUAAGCAAGGCUAUUGAUAUAUAUUUGAUGUUUGAACUGUUCCGUUGUUGCUGAAAAAUACUGCCAUAUUUUGAUUAUGACUGGCAAAUUUGAAUAACUGUGACCAGAAUCAAGUUCUCAUUACAACCUGUCUAUCUAGCCUAUAUCAAUGUUUGAAUUAGGUCCUUUGUGUUGGCAAUGAGUAACUAUAACUGUUAUUUGACAUGACAACGUAACAUUCAGAUGUCACAAAACAAAUGAAUUUACCUAGUAUUGAGUUAUAUAUGCUUACCUUUAAUUUUUCUUCAUUGGCAGUAUCUUUAUAGAAUCAAAUUUAGAGCUGUCAAAAUGGGUCAGUCCGACCCAUUUAACCUUA
Molecule: messenger RNA, 1244 nt
Organism: Gastrolobium bilobum
Lineage: Eukaryota; Viridiplantae; Streptophyta; Magnoliopsida; Fabales; Fabaceae
Product: protein EARLY FLOWERING 4-like
Exons: 1
Coding region: 123-521 (132 amino acids)
Biological process (GO): entrainment of circadian clock; positive regulation of circadian rhythm
Cellular component (GO): nucleus
Source: RefSeq, a predicted model, not a curated record